Molecule: messenger RNA, 1011 nt
Organism: Penicillium diatomitis
Lineage: Eukaryota; Fungi; Ascomycota; Eurotiomycetes; Eurotiales; Aspergillaceae
Gene: mep20
Exons: 3
Coding region: 1-1011 (336 amino acids)
Biological process (GO): proteolysis
Molecular function (GO): metalloendopeptidase activity
Source: RefSeq, a predicted model, not a curated record
AUGCGAUUCACCGUCCUCUCCACCACUCUCCUGGCUCUGGCCCAGUACACCUACGCGGUCCCCGUCGAGGCUGCCAAGGCUGAUGCUUUGGACGUUACUCUGAGCCACGUUAGUGACACCCGCAUCAAGGCCGUGGUCAAGAACACUGGCAAGGAAGACAUUACCUUUGUCCACCUCAACUUCUUCCGCGACAGUGCUCCCGUCAAGAAGGUCGCCGUCUACAAGGACAACCAGGAGGUCACUUUCGAGGGUAUCCUCCGUCGCUUCAAGACUCACGAUCUCACCUCCGAGUCUCUGACCACCCUCGCUGCUGGUCAGACCCUCGAGGAUGAGUUCGACAUUGCCUCCACCGCCGAUCUCGGUUCCGUUCCCCUCGUCCACGAGGGAACCGUCUCCGGCUACAUCCCCUACAACUCCAACGAGCUCAAGAUUGAGGUCGACGGUGGCAAGGCUGCCCAGGUCGAGAAGGCCGUCAAGACCCUCUCCAAGCGCACCCGUGAGACUUGCAGCAACUCCAGCCGCCGGAGUGCUCUCAACCGGGCUUUGAGCAACGCCGCCCAGUUGGCCACUGCUGCAGCCAACGCGGCCCAGUCCGGCUCCGCCUCCAAGUUCCAGGAGUACUUCAAGACCACUUCCAGCUCGGUCCGCUCCACCGUCGCUGCUCGUCUGCGCGCCGUUGCCCGUGAGGCCUCCUCCGCUUCCUCCGGUGCCACCACCUACUACUGCACCGACACCCUGGGUUACUGUGAGACCAACGUUCUGGCCUACACUCUGCCUUCCCAGAACAUUGUCGCCAACUGCGACAUCUACUACUCUUACCUGCCGGCUCUGGCCAACACGUGCCACGCUCAGGACCAGGCCACCACCACCCUGCACGAGUUCACCCACGCUCCCGGUGUCUACAGCCCCGGCACCCAGGACAACGGCUACGGCUAUGCUGCUGCCACUUCUCUGAGCAGCAGCGGUGCCGUCAACAACGCUGACAGCUACGCUCUGUACGCCAACGGUUAG